AUGGUUAGAUGGGAAGCUCCAAAAGAAGGCUUUGUCAAGGUAAAUUGGGAUGCUGCUUUCAAGGCAAACCAGAGAAAGAUGGGAGCUGGAGUGGUGGUUAGAGAUGAGGAAGGGAAUGUACAGGUUUCUCUAUGCCUGCCAAAAGAUUGUAUCCAAUCUGUUGUGAUUGCUGAAGCGACUGCUUUAUGGAGGGCCCUUUGCUUAUGUGCAGAGGUUAAUAUACAGAAGGUAGUACUUGAGGGUGAUUCAUUGGAGGUGAUUAAAGCUGUGAAUGAUAGAGAGGAGUGCUUGGAAUGGCAUGGACAAAUUAUAGAAGAUAUUAAAGGAAUUCUUUGUACACAUCCAAAUUGGAUACUUAAACACAUUUAG
Juglans regia (Persian walnut) is the source of this 369-nucleotide messenger RNA. RefSeq lists its product as uncharacterized. Lineage: Eukaryota; Viridiplantae; Streptophyta; Magnoliopsida; Fagales; Juglandaceae. The record is from RefSeq and is a predicted model, not a curated record. The transcript has a single exon. Gene Ontology annotation, molecular function: nucleic acid binding; RNA-DNA hybrid ribonuclease activity. The coding region runs from base 1 to 369 and encodes 122 amino acids.